AUGGUCAUGGUGGUGGUGACCGCCUGGGUCAUUAUAGCUGCAAAAACUGACUUCUCGGAAGCAAGAAGCUGCUCUGAGUGUCACAGCAACGCCACCUGCCUGGUGGACGGAGUGGCCACAACGUGCUCCUGCCAGGAGGGUUUCACUGGCGACGGCUUAGUGUGCGCGGACCUGGAUGAAUGCGCCACUCCUGCGACCCACAACUGCUCGGCCAACAGCAGCUGCGUGAACACGCUGGGCUCCUACACGUGCCUCUGCCUCGACGGCUUCCGCCUGACGCCCGGCCUCGGCUGCAUCGACGUGGACGAGUGCGCGGAGCCGGGGCUCAGCGGCUGCCACGCCCUGGCCGCCUGCGUCAACAGCAAAGGCACCUACUCGUGCGUGUGCCCCGCGGGCUACUUGGGGGACGGGCGGCACUGUGAGUGCUUGCCGGGCUCCUGCGAGCCAGGGCUGGACUGCGUGCGCAAGGGCAAUGCGCUCGUGUGCGUCGAUCCGUGCCAGGAACACAGCAUCCUGGACGAGUACUGGCGCAGCACCGAGUACGGGACGGGCUACACCUGCGACUCCCACCUGAGCGGCUGGUACCGCUUCUUGGGGCAGGGCGGCGCGCGCAUGCCCGAGACCUGCGUGCCCACCCUGCGCUGCAACACGGCCGCGCCCAUGUGGCUCAACGGCACGCACCCGUCCAGCGACGACGGCAUCGUGAGCCGCUCGGCUUGCGCACACUGGAGCGGCCACUGCUGCCUGUGGGACGCGCCCGUCCAGGUGAAGGCCUGUCCCGGCGGCUACUACGUCUACAACCUGACGGCGCCCCCAGAGUGCCAUCUGGCGUACUGCACAGAUCCCAGGUCGGUGGAGGGGACGUGUGAUGAGUGCAGUGUAGAUGAAGACUGCAAAUCAGCUAAUGGCAGAUGGCACUGCCAGUGCAAACAGGACUUCAACAUCACUGAUCUCUCCCUCCUGGACCGCAGGCUGGAGUGUGGGCCCAAUGACAUCAAAUUGUCCCUGAGCAAGUGCCAGCUGAAGAGCCUGGGCUUUGAGAAGAUCUACAUGUACCUGCGUGACAGCCAGUGCUCGGGCUUCGCUGAGAGGGGCGACAGGGACUGGAUGUCUGUGGUGACCCCGACCAGGGAAGGCCCCUGUGGGACACUGAUGACGAGGAAUGAAACCCAUGCCAAGUACAGCAACACCCUCUACCUGGCAGAUGAGAUCAUCAUCCGUGACGUCAACAUCAAAAUCAACUUUGCGUGCUCCUACCCCCUGGACAUGAAAGUCAGCCUGCAGACCUCCCUGCAUCCAAUGGUCAGCCAGACUCGAGGAAGGGCCCUAGGCACUGAUGAGGGUGCAUGGCUGACUUUGGGAAGGAAGGCUGCUCAUUGUCUGCCUUUGGCUGGAGCAUCAUCUGGCCAGGCAGUGCCCUGGAGCAGUGUGGCCAUGUCCCAGGCCUGCUCCCUAAACAUCAGCGUGGGCGGGACGGGCGUGUUCACUGUGCGGAUGGCGCUCUUCCGGAACCCUGCCUUCACGCAGCCUUACGAAGGCUCCUCAGUGACCCUGUCCACCGACGCCUUUCUCUACGUGGGCAUCAUCCUGGAUGGGGGCGACGUGUCUCGAUUCGCACUGCUGAUGACCAACUGCUACGCCACGCCCAGCAGCAAUGCCACAGACCCCUUGAAAUACUUCAUCAUCCAGGACAAGUGUCCGCGCACCGAGGACUCGACCAUCCGAGUGUUGGAGAACGGGGAGUCCCCUCAGGCCCGGUUUUCAGUCCAGAUGUUCCGUUUUGCUGGAAACUACGACCUGGUCUACCUGCACUGUGAAAUAUAUCUCUGCGACACCGUGAAUGAAAAGUGCAAACCACCCUGCUCCGGGACCAGAGUCCGCAGUGGGGGCAGCAUAGACCAAACCCGUGUCCUAAACUUGGGUCCCAUCUCACGGAAAGCUGUCCAGGCCACAGUCUCGAAGGCUGCUUGCAGCAGCUUGGGGCUCCUGAAGGUCUGGCUGCCUUUGCUUCUGUCGGCCAUCUUGACCCUGACGUCUCAGUGA
Messenger RNA from Diceros bicornis minor, 2043 nucleotides. It is a transcript of the gene UMOD, whose product is annotated as uromodulin. The record is from RefSeq and is a predicted model, not a curated record. The coding region runs from base 1 to 2043 and encodes 680 amino acids. Gene Ontology annotation, biological process: neutrophil migration. NCBI's taxonomy places the organism in Eukaryota, Metazoa, Chordata, Mammalia, Perissodactyla, Rhinocerotidae. The transcript has 11 exons. Gene Ontology annotation, cellular component: cell surface; apical plasma membrane. Gene Ontology annotation, molecular function: calcium ion binding.